This is a messenger RNA of Gadus morhua (Atlantic cod), 2796 nucleotides long. RefSeq names its product FAM20A golgi associated secretory pathway pseudokinase (gene fam20a). Gene Ontology annotation, biological process: enamel mineralization. The transcript has 11 exons. Gene Ontology annotation, cellular component: Golgi apparatus. Gene Ontology annotation, molecular function: protein serine/threonine kinase activator activity. Bases 304 to 1911 code for a protein of 535 amino acids. NCBI's taxonomy places the organism in Eukaryota, Metazoa, Chordata, Actinopteri, Gadiformes, Gadidae. The record is from RefSeq and is a predicted model, not a curated record.
GAGAGAGAGAGAGAGAGAGAGAGAGAGAGAGAGAGAGAGAGAGAGAGAGAGAGAGAGAGAGAGAGGAGGGAGAGAGAGAGAGAGAGAGAGAUGACCCAAAACAAGACUUGCUGCUUACCUCUUGGCUCUUUGAGCCGUCUGACUGGAAACUGGGAGUUCCUAAUCUGAUUCCCUAACGGACACUGGAGGAGCAACUCUCAAGUUAUUUCUUCUCCACUUUUUUGUUGAGUUCCAUCUUUUUGACCUGGAUACCUGUCUGCCUCCUCCCUCUCCUCUGCCUGUGUGCUCCCCCCCUCUGGGACCAUGAGGAGGGACCGUCUCCUCCUGGCCACCACCCUGACGCUGGUCUUCACCGCAGACCUCUACUUCGUGCUGCUGCCCAAGCUCCAGGACUUCCGGCAGGCCGGGGGCCCCGGCUGCGUCUGCGCCCGGGGGAACGACUCCCUGCCCAGGCAGGGCGGUCUCGUCAGCCCCCGGCUCUCCAACAGCACCGACAGCCUCCAGGACAGCGCUGAGAGCGAGCUCGAUGACGGGGGCUCCAAGCUGGACAGGCUGUUUGACCAUCCCUUGUACAACAUCCAGACCCCGGUGCUGGGGCCGGAGGAGAGGCUGCUGCAGGCGGAGCAGCUCGUCGCCUACUACCAGAAGAAAGUGUCACGCUGGGAGAGACACAUGGAGAUGUACAACGAGGCGGCGGCAGCCUCAAAUAUCACUGUGCCCAAGCACAAGGUGACCUUUGACCCGGAGGUCAGCUGGCUGAAGUUCCACCUGGGGAUCAACCGCUACAGCCUGUACUCCCGCCAGGAUCCGGCCGUCGGCCAGCUCCUCCGGGACAUGCACGACCUCACCAUCAUCAGUGCAGAUUACACUCAGGACGAGAAGGCCCUGAAAGGAGCAUGUGACUGUGAGCAAGUGGUGAAACCCAGUGGACACCAUCUGAAGUUGGCUUUGAAGAUGAAUGACUUUGGCAAAGCCAUGUUUAAACCCAUGAGGCAGCAGAGGGAUGAGGUCACCUCUGAGGACGUUUUCUACUUUGUGGAUUUCCAGAGGCACAACGCAGAGAUCGCUGCCUUCCAUUUAGACAGGAUCCUGGACUUCCGGAGAGUUCCGCCAGUGGUGGGUCGCCUGGUGAACAUCACGGGGGAGGUGCUCCUCGCCACCCACAACCAGGACCUGAGGAACGUCUUCUUCACCUCCCCCGCGAAAAACACGUGCUUCUUCGCCAAGUGUCUGUACGUGUGCAAGACGGAGUACGCGGUGUGCGGGAAGCCCGACACCCUGGAGGGCUCUCUGUCCACCUACCUGCCCGGGCUCAGCCAGGCCCCCCGGGUCUCCAUCGCCAGCCCCUGGAUACGCUCCUACACCUUCGAGGGGCGCAAGGACUGGGAGGUCAAUCCGUUCUUCUGCGACACCAUAAAGCAGAUGUACCCCUACAACUCCGGCAACCGACUCCUGAAUAUCAUCGACAUGUCUAUCUUUGACUUCCUCAUGGGUAACAUGGACAGGCAUCACUAUGAACUCUUCACCAAAUUCGGUGACGAGGGUUUCCUUCUGCACUUUGACAACGCCAGAGGGUUCGGACGGCCCUCUGAAGACGUGAUGUCCAUUCUGGCCCCGUUAUCUCAGUGCUGCAUGAUCAAGCGCUCGACGCUGAUGAGGCUGCGGCUGCUCUCGCGGGAGCGCUACCGCCUCAGCGACGUGAUGCGGGAGUCCCUGUGGGGAGACCCCCUGCGGCCCGUCCUGACCGAGCCCCACCUGCUGGCCCUGGACCGCCGGCUCAAGAGGGUCCUGGAGGUGGUGAGGGGCUGCGUGCGGGAGCUGGGCGAGGAGCAGGUGGUCACCACAGACUACGCCCGGUCCACCGACCCGCCCUGGACCAGCACCGUGGCGGGGGAGGGGGCGCAGAGGUAGCAGAGGAGGAGGAGGAGGAGGAGGAGGAGGAAGGGAGGGACGUGGUCUCGUUUCCAAAGAGGCCCAUGGACUGCAUGUUUGAUCGAAGAACUUGGAGGGACAUUGCAUUGUGUGCGUGUGCGUGCUGACAGACUGUGGACAGGGAAUGAUGCGUAAUGACAACCUUCAGGAUUUUGAUGAGCAAAGUGGGAGUAACCCCCCAGUAACCCCCCCUCCCUCCUCCGACACCCAACAGUGUUAUCAGAAUUAUUUGUGAUGUGAAAUGUGAUGAACAGCCCAGGUGGCUGGUGAUGGAUGUCCCAAUCACAAAAACAAGCUCAACACCUUUUCCAUUUCAUGGGGUUUUCAAGCUACCUUGUUCUGGGAGGGGCUGAUUCAGGACUCCAGAGACUGGCUUCUGCUUGGGAUUCAGACAAGCCUUUUAGAGAAGGAGAAGCCAAUAUGCAGUUAGACGACCUCUCACGCAACAAGUGGCACUAAGCUCCCAUGACUACUCGCCUCAGCCAUGAACAAACCACUGAGCAUCCAUCCCCUGCUCUGCUUUUCGUUCUCUCAUUUGACACACCCAAGCCAGCACCAGGAAUAAUAUUGGUAUCAUUAAAGUUUAUUGGUUUACUAAUCAAAUCUAUUUGUAGAGUAAAAUAGGUUAUAUCUUGCCAGUACCAGGAGAUGUAGAAGUAGAGGUUGUAGCUUUUUUGCUUUCUAACUUACUAAAAAAGCAGCUUUAUACAUAAUUUAUUUCAUUACAUCAAUUAUUAAUAUAAAUUAUUACAGAAAAAUACCAAAAAGUCAAAACAAAAGAUACAACUUCAGCCUGUGUCAUCAGCUCCCAGCGUCGAUGGACUUGUGUGUAAAUAACAAUAAAGAUCUUAAUUUACAAUAUGA